Molecule: messenger RNA, 1344 nt
Organism: Pantherophis guttatus
Lineage: Eukaryota; Metazoa; Chordata; Lepidosauria; Squamata; Colubridae
Source: RefSeq, a predicted model, not a curated record
AUGAUGACUGUGUUGAAAAGCAUGUUUUAUGGAGAAGAGUCUUUUCUGCUGUGCCUCCUGUACUUCAGAAUAUCAUGCCUGCUGAGUGUUUUUCAGGUUCAUUCUUUUCUGAGAAGUGUCAGAUUCAACAACAGUGUUGGUGAAAAGAUUUCCUUUGAUAAAAAUGGAGAAUUCAUUGGUGGAUUUGAUAUUAUCAACUGGAUCACAUUCCCAAACCAAUCCUUUCUUAGGGCCAAUGUUGGAGUGAUAGAUCCCACAGCAGAGAAGUUCUUCAAUAUUUCUGUAAAUUUCAUCACAUGGCCAGUAGGCUUUAACCAGGCAUUACCUUUAUCUUUGUGUAACGAUCCUUGUGAGACAGGACACAGCAAGGCCAAGAAAGAAGGGGAGUCAUUUUGCUGCUAUGAUUGCCAUCUGUGUCCAGAAGGGAAAAUAUCAAAGGAGAAGGACAUAGAUGAUUGCUCUCCAUGUCCAGAAGAUCAAUAUCCAAAUCCCGGCAAAAAUAUGUGCAUUCCAAAGCGGAUCACCUUUUUGUCCUAUGAAGAACCCUUGGGGAUCAGUCUGACUGUUCUUUCCCUUUGUUUUUCUUCAGUGACAACCUUGGUUAUUACAAUCUUCAUGAAACAUAAAGAUACCCCUAUCGUCAAAGCCAACAACCGGAAUCUCACUUAUACACUCCUAGUUUCUCUUCUCCUCUCUUUCCUUUGUGUCUUUUUAUUUGUUGGGAGGCCCAAUACAAUUGUUUGUCUUCUUCGACAACCAGCUUUUGGCCUCAUCUUUUCUGUGGCAGUUUCUUGUGUCUUAGCCAAAACCUUCGUUGUGGUUUUAGCAUUCAUGGCUACCAAACCUGGUUCCAGAUUGAGGAAAUGGGUUGGGGUAAAGAUGGUCAGUUUCAUUCUUCUAUCCUGCUCCCUUAUUCAAAUAUGUGUUUGUGCUGUGUGGCUGAUAACAUCCCCACCAUACCCAGAUUUUGAUAUGAAGUCAAUGUCUGAAGAAGUCAUCCUGGAGUGCAAUGAAGACUCAGUCAUGUUCUACUGUGUUUUGGGCUUUAUGGGUUUUCUUGCUCUGGUUAGCUUCUCUGCUGCUUUUCUAGCUAGGAAGUUACCUGACAGCUUCAAUGAAGCCAAAUUCAUCACCUUUAGCAUGUUGGUCUUCUGCAGUGUUUGGUUGUGUUUUAUUCCAACCUAUCUAAGCACAAGGGGAAAAUAUAUGCUGGCUGUGGAGAUCUUCUCCAUGAUCUCCUCCAGUGCUGGCUUAUUGGUGUCCAUCUUUUUCCCCAAGUGUUUUAUCAUUGUGAUGAGACCUGAACUGAACGAUAAACACCAGCUCAUGAAGAGAAAGUUUUAA